Cylicostephanus goldi is the source of this 902-nucleotide messenger RNA. The record is from the annotation of a GenBank genome assembly. NCBI's taxonomy places the organism in Eukaryota, Metazoa, Nematoda, Chromadorea, Rhabditida, Strongylidae.
GUCUUGGAAUCAAACGGUUCUUCUUCGAUGGCCUCCGCAUGUGGAGGUAGCUUGGCCUUGCUAGAUGCUGGCGUUCCACUUUCGGCAUCGGUCGCUGGUGUGGCCAUAGGACUAAUCACUGAUAAGGAUACGUGUUGUAGAUCACAAAAACCCCACAAAGUGCUCACGGAUAUUUCGGGUAUAGAGGAUUAUGCGGGGGAUAUGGAUUUCAAGAUAGCAGAUGUUGACAAUUUGAAAACGAACUCGUUAGGCUCAUCUAAGGGAUUUACGGCAAUGCAGCUUGACGUGAAAAUACCUGGUCUGACUUGGGAACAACUCAAGGAAGCAUUUGACAGUGCUGCUACAGGAAUCAGCUAUGUUCUGGAGAAAAUGAGUGUAAUACUGGACAGGCCACGCGCGGAAUUUAAAGCAACAGUACCAGUGAUUGAGCAAAUGCGAUUGGAUGCAUAUAAAAGGCAAGCACUGUUCCGUGCUGGUGGAAUGCAUGCCAAGACUGUCGAAGCCGAGACUGGCGUUAAGAUCUCCCAAGAGGACGAGGCUCACAUUAGUUUGUUUGCACCCAACAAGGAACGACUUGAAGAAGCAAAAGAGCUGAUGAAAAAGUUGCUGUCCGAAACCGAUGAACCAGAGUUUGCGUUUGGUCAAAUGGUCACCGCUGAAGUUGUAGAACUUCUGGAAAGAGGGGCGAUGCUGAAGCUUGCUGGUGGAGGUCGUCCAGUUUUUGUCCCCAAUUCACAACUGCAUUCCAUUCCUAUACGACAUUCUUCCGCUAGUGGACUUCAGGUCGGACAAAAAACCACAGUUCAAUGGCUGGGACGUGAUGCAGACACGGGCCAGAUUCGCCUUUCGCGUAAAACUAUAGCAUCGGUAGAUUUGCCAACACGAACACCUCGAAAGUAAGC